Messenger RNA from Cetraspora pellucida, 741 nucleotides. NCBI's taxonomy places the organism in Eukaryota, Fungi, Glomeromycota, Glomeromycetes, Diversisporales, Gigasporaceae. The record is from the annotation of a GenBank genome assembly.
AUGAGGUUUCUUAUAUUUGUCACUCUUUUAACCGUCCUUUCUGGAGGGUUAGUCGGCAGUACCGUUACGGGAACUUAUUUUGACCGAUUCGUUUUAUUCAUUUUCGAAAACACCAACUAUGCUAAGGCAAUAAAGAAUUCUUACUUAAAAACUUUGGGCAAUCAAGGCGUUUUAUUUACUAAUUAUUUUGCAGUUUCCCACCCAUCUGAGCCCAAUUAUGUUGCCCAAAUUUUUGGUUCAACUUUUAAUAUUACAGAUGACGGUGAUUAUAAUAUCACUGGAACAAACUUAGUUGACCUUCUUGAGAGCAAAGGCAUCACUUGGAAAGCUUACAUGCAGAACUAUAUGAAUGCUGAUAACCUUGAUGCUGAUAUAGCUAGUAAUUCAGUACCGCAAUUCGUUUAUUAUGUGCCAAACCAACAAAAUGACGCCCAUGAUACAAGUGUAGACUUCGCAAUGAGCUGGUUCCAACCUUUCUUUGAAGCUAGACGUACAAAUCCAAACUUUAACACCAAUACAUUAUUUUUCAUUGUUUUUGAUGAAUCUGGAGGUGGUUCAUCCAAUCAAGUUUAUGCUAGUAUUGUAGGUACUCCCGUCAAUCCUCCAUCCGGUCAUUCAGAUAAUACUGCUUAUAAUCAUUAUUCAAUCCCGGCAACUAUUGAAGCAAAUUGGGGUUUGGGUAAUAUGGGAAGAUUUGAUUCAAACGCGACUGCGUUUACUAGAUAUCUACUCCAUCCUUAA